Molecule: messenger RNA, 1455 nt
Organism: Uloborus diversus
Lineage: Eukaryota; Metazoa; Arthropoda; Arachnida; Araneae; Uloboridae
Product: DNA-binding protein HEXBP-like
Biological process (GO): positive regulation of cytoplasmic translation
Cellular component (GO): cytoplasm
Molecular function (GO): zinc ion binding; mRNA binding; single-stranded RNA binding
Source: RefSeq, a predicted model, not a curated record
GAAAAUGAACUCCAGUGAGUGUUAUAAGUGUCAUAAGACGGGGCAUUUUGCACGUGAAUGUCCAAUGGCAGAUGCUAGAGGUGGUGGUGGGUAUCGUGGCCGUGGAGGUGGUGGUGGAUAUCGUGGGCGUGGUGAUUCCCGCUCGUCUCCUAGAGCUCCAUGUUUCAACUGUGGACGUAGUGGGCAUUUUGCAAGAGAAUGCCGAGAAUCAGAUAAGACUUGCUAUACAUGUGGAAAAUCUGGACAUAUUAGCAGGGAUUGUGAACAAGACGAACGCAAGAUAACAUGCUACCAAUGUGGAAAAUCUGGCCACGUAUCCCGUGACUGUCCUGGAGCAGACAGAGAUCGUGAGGAACGCAAAUGUUAUUCAUGUGGUGACACAGGACAUAUUAGCCGAGACUGCCCAGAGGGGGGGAACUCUGCUGAAGUGGAUGAAACUGUUUGUUAUCGGUGCAAUGAAAGAGGGCAUAUUGCUCGUAACUGCCGUUCGAGCCGACCUAGUAAGUGCUACACAUGUGGAGAGGUUGGCCACAUUGCUCGUGAAUGUGAAAUGAAGGCAUAAGCCUCCCACCUGCCCACGUUGCAGCCUCUGGUGUCAUAGAGAAAUUGGUCCACACAUUUUGGUGAGCGGGGAAAUAAGCUGCUCCUGUAUUUAUCUUGAACGGCCUAGUUUUGGCUUGUAAGCCUUUUCCCUGCUGGUAUCUUUGAUUCAACUAUGUGCCGUCAUGUCUGGAGAGCAUAAAGUAAUGCUUUUUGGGUUCAGAACGAAUGCACUCAGUUCCAAAACUAAACAGGAUGAUGCACUUAUAGGUAUCCUGUGGUUUCUGCCUGCAUUAGAUGAUUGAUUACAUCUUAUUCAAAGGACUGUUUUGUGGAAUAAAUUCAAGGUUGUCAUCGUGGGGAGGGAUGGCAUUCUACUAAACUUUUGCUUUGUCUUUUUUCCUUUCAAGUUUCUUUGACAAAUGUGUAAAACUGUCAAUUUUAGCUCUUAAAAAUUGAGUGUGAUACUGGGCACAAUGACUGCACUCUCAUGUAGUUCAUAAUUUUAUCAAAUGCUGUCCAUCCUAAGUUGUGGCACUACAAAUGUAGAGUGCGAUAAUAUUCUCGAUUUUAUGAAGCCUCAAGUUGAUUAUUAGUUGAUGUAUGACAAAUCAUUCAGAUAUAUGAAUUAAGCCUUAUUUUUUUAUAAACAAUGUUGAAUGCUGUGCAGUUCUAAAAGGAAAACUAUGCAAAUCAUAAUGCUAUGCAAUUCUCAUGUUCAAAUUUUGCACUUGUUAAGUAUUGUCGUUAAUCUGUAUAUAACCUAUGGUAAGACAUUGUUUUGGAUGAAUGUUUUUAUUUAUGCUGUUUUGAGCUACUUAGUUUUGUAAUUUGACUUAAAUCAUCCUGAAAUAUGGAACAAUAACACAUAUUGUGCCCAAACUUAUUUGUAUUUUUAUUCUAUUUAUUCGUUGU